AUGGCUGAAAAAUCGGAUUUUGUUUGUAUCCUGGAAAACGGAAAAGCUGAGAAUAUGAAGAUGUGCAAGGAAAUUAUCAAAAAGGCUUCAAAAAUAAUCAUCAGCUCCGGAUUCUGCAUGAUGCUCAGGAAUGAAAAAUGCUCGAACGUCGAUAAGAAGGAGAAGGAUCACUGCAUUGCUUUGCGUAAUUAUGCAAUUGCAAAUAACAUAGAAGUUGUGAAUCCAAUGGACUUGACUGUUUUGGAAAAGAACGAUGAAAAUAUGAAAAUUGUGAAUGUUCAAGAUAUCGACGAAGGUACAGUGGAUGCUCAGCGAAUUGUUCGAAUUUGCAACAGCAAUAUAUCUGAAAUUUUUGCAAUUUCACCUCGCGAUCCAGAAGAGAAGAACUACAUUGAGGCACGUGUGGCUGUUGUGGGUAACGUCGAUGUUGGAAAAACUACUUUGGUCGGUGUGCCCACUCACUCAGAACUUGAUGAUGGAAGAGGAGCCGCGCGAACGAAGUUGUUCAGACAUAAACAUGAGUUUGAGAGUGGAAGAACGUCAUCAGUGGGAAAUUAUAUUCUGGGAUUUGAUGUGCAUGGAAGUGUGGGGAAUAAGCCAGACCCAAAUAAUCACAAUUUGGAUUGGGUGCAAAUUGAAUCGGAUUGCGCUAAACUGAUUACUUUCAUAGAUUUGGCUGGACAUGAAAAAUAUCUAAAAACUACAAUCUUCGGAAUGACAGGAUUUAUGCCAGACUACACAAUGUUGAUGAUUGGAGCGAAUAUGGGAAUUAUUGGAACCACCAAAAAGCAUCUCUCGUUGACACUAUCGCUUCAUGUGCCAUUCUACCUGGUAGUCACUAAAAUUGAUAUGUGUCCAGAGAAUAUUCUUGAGGAGAAGGUGAAUAAUAUCACAAAGCUGGUGAAAAGCGCUAAGAAACUUCCGAUUCUGGUGAGAACCAUGGAUGACGUCGUCUACGCCGCUGUCAAUUUCCCUAGCAAAAAGUUCUGCCCAAUCUUCCAAGUAUCCAAUGUAAAGGGAACCAAUCUUCCACUCCUCCACCAGUUCCUGAAUAUCGUCCCAUUGAGAAGGUCCUUGAAUGAGAAUUAUCCGGCACAUUUCCAGAUCGAUGACAUCUACUGGAUCGAUGGAGUGGGAACCAUUGUCAGUGGAACCCUGCUUUCUGGAAUCAUUCGACUCGAUGAUAUCAUGUUGCUCGGACCAACGUCGAACGGUGAUUUCCAUCCGAUUCCGAUCAAAUCGAUUCAUCGUAAACGCAUGCCAACCGGAAUUGUCAAGUGUGGACAGUCCGCUUCGUUGGCGUUGCAAAAAAUUUCAAAAAAAGACGUUCGCAAAGGAAUGGUCCUAGUCGACCAAAAAACGAAACCAGUCGCCAGUAUGCUGUUCGAAGCCGAGAUUCUCGUUUUGGCCCCAACAAUAAUUAGAACAAACUACCAAGCAAUGCUUCAUGUAGGAUCAGUACGUCAGGCUGUCACGUUGGUCUCAAUGCGAAAAGAAGUUUUGAAGACUGGUGAUCGUGACAAAGUACACUUCAAAUUCAUUCGACAACCGGAAUACAUUCGACCAGGAUCCAACAUGAUACUCCGUGAGGGACGAAUCAAAGCAGUUGACACUGUGCUCUCUAUGGUUUCACAAGAGUCAUCUUUUCAGCAAGAGGCAAAACAAAAAGAGGGUAGAAACAAGCAUUACGGCAAGAAAACGGGCGGUCCAAAAACUCCAAACGUAAGACCGAAAGACGAGAAGCAACUAGAAGCACGUCCCAUCGACAAACUUGCCAAUUCAUUGGCUUAA
This is a messenger RNA of Caenorhabditis briggsae, 1791 nucleotides long. Bases 1 to 1791 code for a protein of 596 amino acids. The record is from RefSeq and is a predicted model, not a curated record. Gene Ontology annotation, biological process: translational elongation. The transcript has 5 exons. Gene Ontology annotation, molecular function: GTP binding; translation elongation factor activity; GTPase activity. NCBI's taxonomy places the organism in Eukaryota, Metazoa, Nematoda, Chromadorea, Rhabditida, Rhabditidae.